Molecule: messenger RNA, 861 nt
Organism: Triticum turgidum subsp. durum (durum wheat)
Lineage: Eukaryota; Viridiplantae; Streptophyta; Magnoliopsida; Poales; Poaceae
Source: the annotation of a GenBank genome assembly
AUGUCGCCACCCAAGGUGGUCGCCGGGCCAGCCUGUGUGGUUGGCGAUGAAGGUCGUGGUGACAAUUUUGCCGAUUCGUUCCCUAGCGGAGGACCUUGGACGCCAAGGCGGCGGCCUCGGACGGUGAGGAAGCAUUCGUCAGAUGUGCUAGCCGGCUUCCUUGGCUACACGGGUGGAGAGGAUUCGGCUGAUUGUGGUCGCAACCCGGAUUCCCCACCUUCUGCUCCAGAUCUGAAGGUCAAGCUCAUCUCCUCCUCAAUUAAUUCCCCCACUGGCCCUGUCUGCUUUGUAGCCUUGAUCGCUGGAUCUGGUUCUAGCGGGGCUGGUGGUGUAGGAUCGAUUCCGGGGAAACCCUUGUUUGGUUCUCCGGUCAUGACUAAGAAAAGUUUGAAGGACUCCAUCGGCAUGUACACGGUCCAAUGCUACAAAUGUAAGAAAUGGCGCAAGAUCCCAACGAAAGAGGAGUUCGAGACGAUCCGCGAGAGCUUAGCCGAGGACCCCUGGUUCUGUGACAGGGACCCCAGCGCCGGCCGUUCCUGCAAGCAGCCGGAAGACAUUCCGUGCGACAGCAGCUGCAUCUGGGUCAUGGACAAGCCAGGCAUCCCGCGCCCGCCACCUGCGACGGAGCGGCUGGUGAUCAUGCGGCGUGACCUGUCCAAGAUGGACACCUACUACUUGCUACCCAACGGGAAGCGCGCGCGGUCCGGCAGCGACGUGGAGAAGUUCCUCCAGGAUAACCCGGAGUAUAGGGCGAACCUGCCGGCAUCAAAGUUCUCCUUCGCCGCGCCCAAGAUCGUUCCGGCGACCGUGAGAGAGAGCUCACUAUGGAGGGUUGCCAAGGCCGAGAGGGAAAAAGUUUGA